AUGGCCGUCUACAAGGUGAAGGUGACCACGGGCGACACGGUGGAAGCCGGGACCAUCUGCAACUCCAUCUCCAUCACCUUGUCCCUACGGGUGCACUGCGAGGAGGACCUGGGCCCCGUCCUUCUCCUGAAGCUUCACAAGCAGAAGCUCUUCUUGGAGGACGCCUGGUUCUGCGACGCCGUCGCCGUCACCGCCCCCGACGGAGCCCUCUACCGCUUCCCCUGCUACCAGUGGUUGGAGGGCACCACCACCGUGGAGGUCCGAGAAGGUUCCGGGAAGAAAGCGGCGGAUGAUAAAUUGGAGAUCCUCAAGAAGCACCGGCAGCAGGAGCUGAAGGCGCGGCAGGAGGCCUACCAGGGAGAGCGGGGAUACUCCGUCUUCGACCUGGACUCCAACGUUCAAUUCUCCUGCAUAAGGGGCACCAACUUCACCGGGACCCUCAUCCUCCAAGGGGCCACCCAACUUCUGGCAGGAUUCCUCUUGAGACAGACCUCCUGGAAUAGCCUGGAUGAGAUGCGCAGCAUCUUCUCCCGCACCCAGGGCAAGGAGAUCGUCCCCGAGUACGUGGCCAGACACUGGCGAGAAGAUGACUUCUUCGGUUACCAGUUCCUCAACGGCAACAAUCCCAUCGUCAUCCGGCGCUGCACGGCAUUGCCGGCCAAAUUCCCGGUGACGUCGGAGAUGGUGACCUCCUUUUUGGGUGCUGGCACCAACCUGGGCAAGGAGAUGCGAGAAGGUCGGAUCUUCAUCGUGGACUACGAGGUGUUGGAGGACAUCCCGGCCGGCACCAUCCACGGGCGUCAACAGUACGUGGCGGCUCCGCUCUGUCUCCUGCACCAGGGCGCCGACGGGCACCUACGUCCCAUCGCCAUCCAGGUAGGGAUGUCCCACCUCCAAAAAAACCCCCAACCCAUGAUGGUGUUGGAGAUGAUGGUGGAGAUGAUGGUAGAAAUGAUGGUGGAGAUAGUGAUGGAGAUGGUGGUGGUGAUGGUGGUGGAGAUGGUGGUGCAGAUGAUGGUGGUGGAGAUAGUGGUGAUGGUGAUGGUGGUGGUGGAGAUGAUGGUGGUGGAGACUGGUGUUGGAGAUGUGUUGGAGAUGGUAUUGGAGAUAGUAGUGGUGAUGGUGGUGGAGAUGGUGUUAGUGAUGGUGUUGGAGAUGAUGGUAGAGAUGAUGGUGGAGAUAGUGAUGGUGAUGGUGGUGGAGAUGGUGGUGCAGAUGAUGGUGGUGGAGAUAGUGGUGAUGGUGAUGGUGGUGGUGGUGGUGGAGAUGAUGGUGGUGGAGACUGGUUGGGACAACCCCACCGCGCUGGUGGUGGUGGUGGAGAUGGUGGUGGUGAUGGUGUUAGUGAUGGUGUUGGAGAUGAUGGUGGAGAUGAUGGUAGAAAUGAUGGUGGAGAUAGUGAUGGAGAUGGUGGUGGUGAUGGUGGUGGAGAUGGUGGUGCAGAUGAUGGUGGUGGAGAUAGUGGUGAUGGUGAUGGUGGUGGUGGUGGUGGAGAUGAUGGUGGUGGAGACUGGUGUUGGAGAUGGUAUUGGAGACGGUGGUGGAGAUGAUGGUGGUGAUGUGGUGAUGGUGUUGGAGAUGAGGGUGGAGACGGUGGUGGAGAUGAUGGAGAUGGUGGUGGUGAUUGUGGUGAUAGGGGAGAUGGUGGUGAUGAUGGUGUUGGAGAUGAUGGUGGUGAUGGUGGUGGAUACGGUGGUGGAGAUGGUGGUAAAGAUGAUGGUGGUGGAGAUGAGGGUGGAGACGGUGGAGACAGUGGUGGAGAUGAUGGUGGAGAUGGUGAUGGGGAUGGGGGGGGAGGGCUCGGGGGCCACCUACGAGGGACUGGUGCUCAUCGUCCAACGGGGUUUGGAGAAGGUCACCUACACCUCCCUCUGCCUCCCCGAUGACAUCCGCGACCGCGGGGUGGAGGACGUCCCCAACUACUACUACCGGGAGGACGGGCUGAAGCUCUGGGAGGCCAUCGAGAGCUUCGUCCGUGGCAUUGUGGCUUUCUACUACGGGGACGACGCGGAGGUGCGCGGGGACAACGAGCUGCAGGCUUGGGUGAAGGACAUCUUCACCAACGGCUUCUUGGGCAGGACCUCUUCAGGUGUCCCCUCAACGCUGCAGACGGUGGCGGAGCUCAUCAAGUUCCUCACCAUGGUGAUGUUCACCUGCUCGGUGCAGCACGCGGCCGUCAACAAUGGGCAGUAUGACCUGGGCGCCUUCCUCCCCAACGCCCCGUCCUCCAUGCGCCACCCACCGCCGGCGGAGAAGGGCAGAGCCUUCCUCCAGCACUUCCUUGACACCGUCCCCGAGGUGGACACCACCGCCAACAUCCUGGUGGCCCUCAUCCUCCUCAGCUCCCGCCUCAAGGACAUGAGGUUCCUGGGACACUACCCGGAGGAACGGUUCACCGAGGUGGAACCCCGACGCCUCCUCAGGAGCUUCCAGACGCGACUGGAGGAGAUCCGGGAGCCAAUCGAGGAGAGGAACCAGUGGGCGGAGCUGAGAUACAGCUACAUGAACCCGCUGGAGACGGAGAACAGCAUCUCCAUCUGA
Messenger RNA from Charadrius vociferus (killdeer), 2541 nucleotides. Its product is annotated as hydroperoxide isomerase ALOXE3-like. The transcript has 15 exons. Lineage: Eukaryota; Metazoa; Chordata; Aves; Charadriiformes; Charadriidae. The coding region runs from base 1 to 2541 and encodes 846 amino acids. Gene Ontology annotation, molecular function: protein binding; oxidoreductase activity, acting on single donors with incorporation of molecular oxygen, incorporation of two atoms of oxygen; iron ion binding. The record is from RefSeq and is a predicted model, not a curated record. Gene Ontology annotation, biological process: lipid oxidation; linoleic acid metabolic process.